GGAAAUUUGAGUGUUGAAAUCGCACAUCAUAAAACCACUAUCGUUAACAUUUUGUGGAAAGAUCCCACUCACAAAAGCCAUCCAUUUAGUGCGUGGACCCCCCACCAUUACUCCACUCUUAAAACUUCCUCAAGUCUACAACUUCAAGUCUCUCCCUCAACCUCUAUCCGUAUUUUCGUCAAACACUUAUCGUGCAAUCAGCCCCACCCAUGGCUAGCUGCGUUACCGACACGGCUCGAGCCCUGGCCUGCCGAGACGGACCUGCAGCAACCAACCUGAAGUAUAUCUCCCUCCUUAUAAUCUUUUUCACAAGCAUCUUCGGCAUCGCCUCUCCGGUGGUCCUCGCUCGCUACUUCCAUGGAAAACCAGUAUACGAUAAGGCAAUCCUAAUAAUCAAGUGCUUCGCGGCGGGCGUGAUACUCUCCACUUCCCUCGUUCACGUUCUCCCGGACGCCUACGACGCCUUGUCCGACUGCCACGUGGCAUCACAUCAUCCUUGGAAGGACUUUCCGUUUGCCGGACUAGUAACUCUAAUCGGUGCUCUGCUCGCUUUACUAGUGGACAUAACGGCGACCGCACACGUGGAGGAUAGUCAUAGGUCACCGUGCGAGUAUAAGCCGAUUGGGACGCCGGAGGAAUUAGAGGUAAAAAGAGCCGGGGAAUUGUCAAGGUUGGAGAAGGGGGAGGAACUGGUGAGGCUAAAGCAACGGCUGGUUUCACAGGUUUUGGAAAUUGGAAUAAUUUUUCACUCGAUAAUAAUUGGGGUCACGAUGGGUAUGUCACAGAAUGUGUGCACCAUUAGACCUCUGGUUGCUGCGCUGUCGUUUCACCAGAUCUUUGAAGGAAUGGGCCUUGGGGGUUGCAUUGCUCAGGCAGGAUUUAGCGUUGGGACAGUAGCAUACAUGUGCUUCAUGUUUUCAGUGACGACACCAGUGGGGAUAGUGCUAGGGAUGAUUGUAUAUUCAUUGACAGGUUAUGAUGACAGUAACCCUAAUGCCUUGAUCAUGGAAGGACUGUUGGGGUCUCUCUCUUCUGGUAUACUAAUAUACAUGGGUCUUGUUGAUUUGAUUGCUGUCGAUUUUUUCCAUAACAAGUUGAUGAAGUCUACUCCAAGAAUGAAGAAGGCAUCUUUUGUUGCCCUUGUUCUUGGCUCUACAUCUAUGUCCAUCCUUGCCCUCUGGGCUUGAAACUUGAAAUCUUAUUAUACUUCGUCUAUGUUGGUGGAUGUGAAUUCGUAACAAAUUCAAUGGUAACAUUUGUAAAAUCCCAUAUCGAAUUCAAUAUGUAGUGGUUGUUUUGUAAGGUUACUGUUUUCAAAAUAAGAAAAGUAAGUUCAAUGGGUUCUGCAUCAGCA
Messenger RNA from Tripterygium wilfordii, 1354 nucleotides. RefSeq names its product zinc transporter 6, chloroplastic-like. Lineage: Eukaryota; Viridiplantae; Streptophyta; Magnoliopsida; Celastrales; Celastraceae. The transcript is spliced from 2 exons. Gene Ontology annotation, cellular component: plasma membrane. Gene Ontology annotation, molecular function: zinc ion transmembrane transporter activity. The coding region runs from base 210 to 1187 and encodes 325 amino acids. The record is from RefSeq and is a predicted model, not a curated record. Gene Ontology annotation, biological process: zinc ion transmembrane transport.